Messenger RNA from Brassicogethes aeneus, 5159 nucleotides. The record is from the annotation of a GenBank genome assembly. NCBI's taxonomy places the organism in Eukaryota, Metazoa, Arthropoda, Insecta, Coleoptera, Nitidulidae.
CGAGACAGCAAAACGCAUUUCUGUAUAGAAGUGAAUAACAGUGAAACGCCGUUUAUGUCUAUAACUUGACGCAUUCGACGAAACGCUCAACAGUUAGCCAAUAAAACUCGUUCCCAAGUGAAAAAAAAAUACAAAAACAGUUCAUUAGGAUUGAGUGUUAGAGUGCCGCCAAAUGUUUCUUUGUGUUUACAUGGGAAUAUUUUUUGUUUCAAGAUGUUUGGUAUAAACUCAACGAAAAUAUGCAGAGGUGUCCCUACAUCCACGAGAUGAAAGAACGCCUAUUGGGCGAACAAAUUCCAAUAGUACCAACCCCGCAAAAAAUACCCACACCGCCCCCUAUGAACAUGGACCAACAACAGCUACUGCCGCAACAGCCCGUUGCCACUAUAGUUAAGUUGAACCCAGAUGGUUAUGGGUCUCAUACGUCACCAACCCAUCAUAGAGUCAUAGAUAGGGCUUCCCUUUUACUUAAAGAGCAACACGAUGACUAUUGUAGCCAUGUAGAUAGAAAACAAUAUCCAAAAAACGCAAAGACCUCCCUCUUCAUAGUGAUGAGUUUCGUUUAUGCGAAACUCUUGGUGGUCAUUUGCGUCGCUUACGUGGUUUCCGAUGUGGUAACCCACAACAUUCCGCUCUACUACUACGAAGGUUUUUUUACAUAUCUUUACGGAAUGAGCAUUCUGUUUUUGCUCUACGUGUUUUGCUUCCUGCUUCAAGAAAGCACUUGCUGUUCCGGCGGUGAAAACGAAAAGGAGGUAGUGGUGAAAAAACCGACGAAAGAAAAAUCCAAGGAGAAGGAAAAAGAGAAGAAGAAGGAAGAGGAGCAGAAGAAGAAGGAAGAAAAGGAACGGCAGAAGAAAGAGAAAAAGGACAGGGAAAAGGAGAAGGAUAAAGACAAAGACAAGUCCAAGGAUAAGAAGGAUAAGAAGCAAGAAAAGAGCACUUACCGGCGAAACAGCGAGGGCGUAGUCGAUUCAGCUGUACCGGUCCCGGUGGCCGAACUGAGCAACCAAUCACAAGUGAAUGUGUCGCAGGAACAGGUGUCCGCCGCCCCGCCGGCCCCGCCGCCGGCGGCGGCCGCCGGCGCCCCGCUCCAGGCGCCGCCCUCGUCGGCGGUCGCGACGGCCGCCAACGCGGCCGACGUCGAAGCCGGAACCGUCGUGAAAGUAAAACGCAAGAGGAAGACCACCCAGAACGAUCAGAGCCACGGCAGCUUCUUCCUCCGAAUCGGAGCCAUCGCAUUUGGACUUGGUACUAUGAUCUACAACGGUCUGGAGUUUGGAACUUUCUUCGAAGUACCAUUUACAUCAAAAUGCUAUAUGAUUUUACGUGGAAUCAACCCUGUUCUUCAGAUGAUCUUCACGUUUAUGCAGAUGUAUUUCAUCUUCAUGAAUUCGAGGUUGAAUAUUCAUCGCUUCAAAGUCAUCGCGAGAUUUGGGUUGAUGCAUGUCGUAGCGACGAAUAUAUGUGUAUGGUUCAGAACAUUGGUGUUGGAGUACAUCAAGGAGAUAACCAACUAUCAUAGAAGGAUGUCCAACGACACUAUACCAUCAGUUGCACCAUUCGCAGAGAGUAUUCGCAAACACACCCUCCGUAACGCUAACACCAUUUUGGGCACCCAUGCUGCAGUCCCCGACGUAAUCAAAGCCACCACCAAAAAAGUGGUGUCCGCCCUACCAACCAUUGCACCAACCAAAAUACCUUACGGAAAUUUGGGCAAUUUUUUGCGCACCACCACCACAGAGGCGGCGUUUAGGUUUAGAAACGCCGUCACCACAAUGCCCACCACCACAACCACUAAAAAUAUACUAACAACUUCGAAAACAGUACCGACUACGUUCUUUAGAAUGUUUAAUACUAACGCCCCGGAGGUGUUUACCACACCUAGUACUACUACUUUGAGGAGUACUACUAACAAAAUAUGGGAGAUGUUCACCACUACCCUAGCUAGUACUACUACAAGUACUAGUACUACGACUACAACCACCUCCGCGCCUUUAAAAAGCUUCAUGGACUUCAGAAACUUUAAUAACUUUGCUGCUAACGAUAUAUCAGCUGUGGCCGAAGAAUCCAACCUAAACGACGAAGAAAUCUUCACCAACCUCCAAAAUAACGCCACAGAAAUCCUAGACGACAUCCUACCGCAACCCUUCACUUUCAACUUUAACUGGACAACCAUUGGAAACUCCACCGAUACUUGCGGACGCGUCAACAUCAUGGGCACCAUCGUAAACGAUUCGGCCCCCUAUUUAUUCCCAUUCAUUAUCGAAUACUCCCUGAUCGGUGCCGCCGUUAUUUACGUAAUGUGGAAGCACAUCGGACGUCAUCCAAGAUCGUUAACGCAAGAAGAUCUGGAGCACCGUCUUGAAAUAAUGUUAUCCCGUAGGGCUGUCGCGUUGGCUCAGGCCAAUCAAGGUAGAGUGGACUGCGUGGGCGCCUCCAAGGGUCUGUUCUUCGGCCUUUUGAUGCUGGUCGCCUCCUUGAUAUGCCUCAUACUGUUCUUCGUGCUGGUGCAUCAUCCUCACUUCGGAUUGCUCGCCAUUUAUCUGGCCGACGUUUCGCACUGCGUCUUGAUGAUCCUCAGCAUCUUCGCCAUCAUCAUCGGUUUCUUCAGAGUUCAACAGUUGAAGUUCAAAACCGAGGAACAGAGCGACUUAAACGACAUUUUGUUGCGCGUUUCCGCUUUUGGAUUGUUCCUCUACGCCAUCUUCAGCGUGAUUGCUGGACAUCUCAAUGCCUUCACCAAGGAACCCAAUCUACUUGUUAUGGUGACUGGCGCCCUAUCCGUCUUGCAGGUCGUUCUUCAACUGCUGUUCAUUGCCGACGUGUCGCGCCGUCGCGUGCAUCUUCCGGAGCACGACCGCUCCAAACCUGGUCGCCAGGUUGUCACGUUUUUGCUCAUUUGCAACGUCACCAUGUGGAUCAUUUACACUUUCGAGACCCAGAAGGUCGAAGCCAACCCGGUUCAGCUGGAAUUCUACGGAUUUCUGGCAUGGGCUUUCGUUCAGCGCAUCACCUUGCCCCUGUGCAUUUUCCACAGAUUCCACAGCGCGGUCACAUUGGCCGAGAUAUGGAAAACCAGCUACAAAGCGAGAUUGGAGUAAAUUUUUGUUCAAAAUUAAUUCGGCUCAAUUUUAACUAGGGUCUGAUAUUAUUUGCUCACAAGCUUUAAUUUAUUAUUUUUAUUUUAUUUAUAGAUUUUAUUUCUCGUUAUUUUUAUUUAAUUAACGCAAAAUUUUGUUAGUUUGUCCGCAUUAAGUCGAAAACCAAAUACCAAGACUGAAUCACUAGUCAGAAACAGCUUUACUUAAUAAUAUAUCAUAUGGACAAAUUAACAGACUUUUUGGACACACGCACAAAAUAAAACUAGUUUUAGUUACUUAGUCUAGCCUGGGGUUUUUUGGUUUUACAAAUUCCCCCGGUCCCAACAGACAAGACGUAUAUCCCCCAAAUAGUGACUAAUAGAUUUUGCUACACCGACGAUUUUUUUUACAUGUUACAAAAAACAUUUUAGAGACUUUAUCUGAGACCCAGACAUAAAACUAAAACUAUAUAGAAUCAUUGUUUACAAACAUAUUUAUAGAAAUCGAUGUUUAGAAUAGAUUUUUAUUAUUAUAUUAUAAUAAUCGGAAUUAUUUUAAAAUGAUAUAUAUUAUACAGCGCUACAUACAACUCUAGUAAAUAGUACAUAAAAUAAAUGUUGGUAUAUUAUGUGUAAAUACAACCGUUUUUGAGAAGGAAAUACCACAAGGGAUUAAACUUUUUGUUGGUAUUUUUUUGUUGAUUUGUUCGAAAUACCGGUAAGAAUUGUAUAAAAAAUAUAAAUGUAUCCUUCAAAUUUCAUGUAUAAAAAUAUAUACCUACACCUCUAAAUAUCAAAUAGCCAUACUAUUCAUACUUACAUACAAUAGAAACUAGUAAAAAUUGUCUGAUGAGUGAGGACCAGUGUCAUCCAAAUAAACCCAAGAGACUUUUCAUUAUCUAUACAAAAAAAAAUGAACCGUAUUUUUUUCAACUUAUUUUUUAACCAUUUGUUUCGACUUUUAAGUCUGACCAAAAAAAUUGGUACAAUUUCUUGUAAUAUUAUAACAUCUACUACUUUGUAAAAUUUAUUAAUUGCUAUUAGUACCUGUUGGAACGUUAUCUUUAUUUUUUCGAGUAAAAAAAGAUAACGUGGAAGGUCGAGCAUUACAAUAUUGUUAACACAUGUGAUUUACGAAUGUAACACAGUUUUAUCGGAGAUUAGUCUGGAAGUUUAAUGUAAAAGUAGUACCAGGUCCACAAUACACAUAGCCGGGUAUAUGCAUUUAAUAUCUACGAUUAAUAAUAAAACAAUGGUUUUAACUUGUUUGUCCAGACUUAAAUCGAAAACUUGUUACAUAAGUACUUAAUAAUACUUAAAUUCGUUAGUAUAAGACGUAUCUAUAAGUCUCAGCUGUAACCAAAACGUAACUAACCAUAAUAAAUGGUGAAAGUUAAUACAUGAAUGUUAUCAUAAAACAUCAUAUAAUGUGUACAUUAAACUUUUUCUGAACACAUUCUAUAUGUUACAUAUAAGUAAUGUUAUAGAUGAUAGGAACAAACAAAUAAGUCAUGUGUAAAUAUUUGAAAUCCGUGUUUGAUUUAACAUAACGUUAAGGCAUGAAGUGCCAACAAUGUUUCCCGUAGGAGAAAUAUUUUCCAUUGGAGAAAAUUUUCCAUAGGAGAAAUUUUUUCAUAGGAUAAAAUUUUCCAAAGGAUAAAUAUUUUCCUUGGGAGAAAUGCUGUUUGCACCGGAUACAAAAUCGUAUAACCUUUACAUGUGUAGAUUUUAAAAUCUUAUCGCUCAAUUGUCCAACGCGAGUACCUUUAUUAGGACUCGGAUUUUAGAUGGGCUUAUAUAUAUAUAUAUAUAUAUAUAAUACCAAAAAUCGUUCUCGAAACACUGCCGUUUCUCUAUAUUAAAUGUUUCAAUGUGUAAUCGAUUCACGACAUCUUUUUCUGUGUCAUACAUAUACCUAAUAAGCAUUGCAUUUGUUGUUUGAAUGAUUUAUCCCACGAUUUUCAUCAUUCAUACAUUCGAGUAAGGUUAAUUAUAAUAAUUAAAUUAUAAAAUUGUCAUUUUAUUAAAUUUUACAUUGUUUAUUUAUUUAGAUUAAUAAAACUAAAGAAAAUUGACC